AUGCACUUCAUAAAACAAUGCAUCAUUGAAGGUGGGGAGGUUCCAGCUGCCCACAGAGGACCAAUGAUUGCAAACCCGCUGUCGGCAGCAGUGAACUCUCUGCCGCGGAGUCAGAUUCUAACGACACCCAAUUCAACUCUUCAGAAGGGUGUAAAUGAAGCACUGCAAAUCCUGUUCCUGUUACUGAGGCUGAAGCGCCAGCACUUAUGCGAUGGUUUGCACACUGAAAGCAUUGCAGCAACAACAUAUACUUUGGCAACAACUAUGACGGCUUCAGCAGCAGCAGCAACAACUAUUACAACAGCAACAGGAACAGAGAUGAUGCACUUGGGGGGCAUGUUGGCGGGGAUGCAUCAACCUAUGCCAAUCCACCAGAUUCCUGUUCCUUUUAUGGCUGCUGGUAUCCCAGGUCUCGGCUGGCCAGUCUGUCCUCCUGCAGGAAAGAUUCCUCCACAGUACGAGUGUGCAAACCAUCGCAUAAGUGCUGGCGCUUCAGCCUCAGUAACAGGAACAGGAUUUGCAGUGCUUCAUUUACACCCUUCUGAAGAGUUGAAUUGGGUGUCGUUAGAAUCUGACUCCGCGGCAGAGAGUUCACUGCUGCCGACAGCGGGUUUGCUAUCAAUGGUCCUCUGUGGGCAGCUGGUAUCUCCGCACCUUCAACAGGCCUCCCUCCACCAGAGCUCUCAACAGCCACACAGCCCACUUUUGCAUCUCUUGCAGCAAUGGCCUGAUGAGGGACAUUUGUCG
Molecule: messenger RNA, 747 nt
Organism: Gryllus bimaculatus (two-spotted cricket)
Lineage: Eukaryota; Metazoa; Arthropoda; Insecta; Orthoptera; Gryllidae
Source: the annotation of a GenBank genome assembly